CUGUUGGAUACUGUUGUUGGGCUUCCUGGAUGCUAUUGGUUCGUGUUCUUUUCAGUCAGCGGGCCCGUCUCCAACCUUCGUUCCCAGUGUGCCCUGCGCGCCGCGGCCUUGUUCGCGCCUUUGGCCCUUUGAGGAGCUCUCGCUGCCGCCAUGUCCGAUUAUCCCGGUGCCCAAACCGGGAACCGCAAGGACGCUUUUGCUGAUGCCGUACAGAGGGCCCGGCAGAUUGCUGCAAAAAUCGGCGGCGAGGCCACCGGCGGAGUCAACAACACCCAGGAAUUUAACUUUGGCGGGCAGAAGAGGCAGCUGGAGGAUGGAGAUCAGCCGGAGUGCAAGAAAUUAGCCACCCAAAGCGAACCGAUUGCACCUCCAUUAACUCCUGUGCACCCCCCACGGUCGGCUUCGCUGACGGAGGAAUACCGCGUGCCGGACGGGAUGGUUGGGCUCAUCAUUGGCCGUGGAGGAGAACAAAUUAAUAAAAUCCAGCAGGAGUCCGGCUGCAAAGUACAGAUCUCCCCCGACAGCGGAGGGAUGCCGGAGCGCGUGGUGUCCCUGACGGGCUCUCCUGAAGCCGUGCAGCAGGCGAAGAUGAUGCUCGACGAAAUAGUUGCACGCGGUCGAGGGGGACCCCCUGGCCAGUUCCACGAUAACGCCAACGGGCAGAACGGAUCCUUGCAGGAGAUCAUGAUCCCGGCCGGCAAAGCGGGACUGAUUAUUGGCAAGGGCGGUGAAACGAUCAAACAGUUGCAGGAACGCGCCGGAGUGAAAAUGAUCCUGAUCCAGGACGGGUCCCAAAAUACCAACGUGGACAAGCCUCUGCGCAUCGUGGGGGAGCCUUUCAAAGUACAGCAAGCCUGUGAAAUGGUGAUGGACCUCCUGAGGGAGAGGGAUCAGGGGAGUUUCGGUGACCGGAAUGAAUACGGCUCGCGAGGAGGCAGCGGCGGAGGAGGGGGAGGAAUAGAUGUCCCGGUCCCUCGGCAUUCUGUGGGGGUGGUGAUCGGACGCAACGGGGAGAUGAUCAAAAAGAUACAGAACGACGCCGGUGUCCGGAUACAGUUCAAACAAGAUGAUGGGACAGGUCCUGACAAGAUUGCUCACAUCAUGGGCCCACCGGACAGAUGCGAUCAUGCAGCCAGAAUCAUUGGUGACCUCCUGCAGAGUCUGAGAAGCGGCCCUCCUGGACCUCCGGGGCCCGGCAUGCCUCCUGGGGGCAGAGGAAGAGGCCGAGGACAGGGACCGUGGGGUCCCCCGGGCGGUGAGAUGACCUUCACGAUCCCGACUCACAAGUGCGGUCUGGUGAUCGGCAGAGGUGGUGAGAACGUGAAGGCCAUAAACCAGCAGACCGGAGCCUUUGUGGAAAUCUCCCGACAACCCCCACCUAAUGGUGACCCCAACUUCAAAAUGUUCAUUAUCAGGGGCAACCCGCAGCAAAUAGACCACGCCAAGCAGCUGAUUGAGGAGAAGAUAGAGGGUCCUCUAUGUCCGCUGGGGCCUGGUGUUCCCGGCCCUGGUUCUGCUGGUCCAAUGGGACCUUUCAACCCAGGGCCCUACCCAAGCGGCCCCCCUGGAGCCCCUCCUCAUCCAGGACCCCCUCCUCCUCCACCUCCACACCAGUACCCCCCUCAAGGGUGGGGCAGCACGUACCCCCAGUGGGGGCAACCUCCAGCUCCUCACGACCCCACAAAGCCCCCGGCCCCCACAGAUCCCAGCGCUGCUUGGGCUGCCUACUAUUCACACUACUACCAGCAGCCCCCCGCACCUGUCCCCGGGCAGCCCCCUGCCGUUCCUGUACCCCCACCACAAGGAGACCCUCCCCAGCAGCCCCCGCCAGCCAGCCAGCCAGACUACACGAAAGCCUGGGAGGAAUACUAUAAAAAGAUGGGUCAGCAGACUCCGCAGCCAGCCGGGCAGCCGGAUUAUACAAAGGCUUGGGAGGAAUAUUAUAAGAAACAAGCUCAAGCCCAAGUAGCGACUCCAGGAGCCCCCGCAGCAGCGGCAACUGCCGCCGCACCCCCGGCAGCACAGCCAGACUACAGCGCGGCGUGGGCAGAGUAUUACAGGCAACAGGCGGCGUACUACGGACAGGCGCCCGGCGCCCCCCCGACACAGCCCCCUCCGGCACAGCCAGGUCCACAGGCCCAGUGAAUGUCGCCCCCUCCCCCACCGUUGCCAGUCUGUUGAAGAGCGAGCCCUCCGCUGCUGCUAACCUCUCAGUGGGGCUGGAGCUGUUUAUGAAGAGUCGUCUAGUCUUUUUUUUUUCUGUUUUUUAUUUUGUUUUUAUUUUUUACGUUUUUAGGACCUCCCCGUGUCCCUCGCCCUUUCCCGGUCGAACAGAAACAAACAUCAAAUGAAGUACGAAUCAAGGCCGCAGGUGUAGGAAUUUAGGACUAAUCUGAAUGUUCCCCUCGCCCGCCUUCCUACCCCCCACUUAUUGUUUCUUAAGAAGAAAAAAAAAAAACACGGUUUUAUUCACUGAAACCUCCCGUGAUAAAUUAAAUUGACGGUUUAUUUUAAUUUUUUUAUUUUAUUAAAUAAGAUUAUUCCUCCCCCCCCCCCGUGCUUUUAGUUUGUUGAACAUUCCCUGGUGAACCCCAUGCUGCCUUCUGGUCCCUCACCUGCGCGGCUGGGGGCUUGUGAAGUCUGCUGGUCCCUCCAGGGGCUGGGCCGAGGUCGUGAUGUGUUUUUUGUCUGUUCAGAGACAUGAAAACUGUAUGCUGAGUUUUUACUUUUUAUUGCCUGUUUUUAACUUCACAAUAAACUAUGAAAAACCUC
Molecule: messenger RNA, 2772 nt
Organism: Spea bombifrons (plains spadefoot toad)
Lineage: Eukaryota; Metazoa; Chordata; Amphibia; Anura; Pelobatidae
Gene: KHSRP
Product: KH-type splicing regulatory protein
Exons: 20
Coding region: 151-2145 (664 amino acids)
Biological process (GO): regulation of DNA-templated transcription
Cellular component (GO): cytoplasm; nucleus
Molecular function (GO): mRNA binding
Source: RefSeq, a predicted model, not a curated record